CCUUGCCGACCCUGGACCCCUCCCUUGAUACCUGAGUCACAAUGGCAGAGCUGCCCACAGCGGAGAUGCCCAGGGACCCUGCCCUGUGCAGCGGGCGCUUCACCAUCAGCACACUCCUUGGGGGUGACGAGUCCCUGCCAACAGCGGCCUAUGACACCAGCCACCCCAACCACCUGACCCACGGCAGCACCCUCUACAUGCGCACCUUCGGGUACAACACCAUCGACGUGGUGCCGGCCUACGAGCACUAUGCCGACAGUGCCCUGCCCGGCGAGCCUCGGAAGAUCCGGCCCACGCUGGCUGACCUGCACUCCUUCCUCAAGCAGGAAGGGAGCCACCUGCACGCCCUGGCCUUUGACAGCCAGCCCAGCCACGAGCUGACCGAUGGGCUGGUGGAGGAUGAGGCGGGCACCCAUGGUGAGACGAGCCCCGGGGAGCCUGUGCGCUUCGGCUGGGUGAAGGGAGUGAUGAUCCGCUGUAUGCUCAACAUUUGGGGUGUGAUCCUCUACCUGCGGCUCCCCUGGAUUACGGCGCAGGCGGGCAUUGUCUUGACCUGGAUCAUCAUCCUGCUCUCGGUCACGGUGACCUCCAUCACUGGCCUCUCCAUCUCUGCCAUCUCCACCAAUGGCAAGGUCAAGUCAGGUGGCACCUAUUUCCUCAUCUCCCGGAGCCUGGGCCCAGAGCUGGGGGGCUCCAUUGGCCUCAUCUUUGCCUUUGCCAACGCCGUUGGUGUAUCCAUGCACACCGUGGGCUUUGCAGAGACUGUUCGGGACCUGCUGCAGGAGUACGGCGUGCCCAUUGUGGACCCCAUCAACGACAUCCGAAUCAUUGGCGUGGUCACCGUCACUGUGCUCCUGGGCAUUUCCCUGGCUGGCAUGGAGUGGGAGUCCAAGGCUCAGGUGUUGUUCUUCCUUGUCAUCAUGGUCUCCUUUGCCAACUACUUGGUGGGGACACUGAUCCCCCCAUCUGAGGACAAGGCCUCCAAGGGCUUCUUCAGCUACCGGGGAGACAUUUUUGUCCAGAACUUAGUGCCUGACUGGCGGGGUAUUGAUGGCAGCUUCUUCGGAAUGUUCUCCAUCUUCUUUCCCUCUGCCACCGGCAUCCUGGCAGGAGCCAACAUCUCCGGGGAUCUCAAGGACCCUGCCGUGGCCAUCCCCAGGGGAACUCUGAUGGCCAUUUUCUGGACCACCAUCUCCUACCUGGCCGUCUCAGCCACCAUUGGCUCCUGUGUGGUCCGGGAUGCCUCUGGGGACCUGAACGACACGGUGACCUCUGGCCUGGGUACUUGUGAGGGGCUGGCCUGCAACUAUGGCUGGAACUUCACCAAGUGCUCCCAGCAGCACAGCUGCCGCUAUGGCCUCAUCAAUUACUACCAGACCAUGAGCAUGGUGUCAGCCUUCGCACCCCUGAUCACAGCCGGCAUCUUCGGGGCCACCCUCUCCUCUGCCCUUGCCUGCCUCGUCUCAGCUGCCAAAGUUUUCCAGUGCCUGUGUGAGGACCAGCUGUACCCACUGAUCGGCUUCUUUGGCAAAGGCUACGGCAAGAACAAGGAGCCUGUGCGCGGCUACCUGCUGGCCUAUGCCAUCGCCGUGGCCUUCAUCAUCAUUGCGGAGCUCAACACCAUUGCCCCAAUCAUCUCCAACUUCUUCCUGUGCUCCUACGCCCUCAUCAACUUCAGCUGCUUCCACGCCUCCAUCACCAACUCACCCGGGUGGAGGCCCUCGUUCCAGUACUACAGCAAGUGGGCGGCGCUCUUUGGGGCAGUUAUCUCCGUGGUCAUCAUGUUCCUGCUCACCUGGUGGGCGGCCCUCAUCGCCAUUGGAGUCGUCCUCUUCCUCCUGCUCUACGUGAUCUACAAGAAACCAGAGGUGAACUGGGGCUCCUCCGUGCAGGCUGGCUCCUACAACCUGGCCCUGAGCUACUCCAUGGGCCUCAUUGAGGUGGAAGACCACAUCAAGAACUACCGCCCCCAGUGCCUGGUGCUCACAGGCCCCCCCAACUUCCGCCCGGCCCUUGUGGACUUUGUGGGCACCUUCACCCAGAACCUGAGCCUCAUGAUCUGUGGCCAUGUGCUCAUUGGUCCCCACAAGCAGAGGAUGCCUGAGCUCCGACUCCUGGCCAAUGGACACACGAAGUGGCUAAAGAAGAGGAAGGUCAAGGCCUUCUACUCAGAUGUCAUCGCUGAGGACCUCCGCAGUGGUGUCCAGAUUCUUAUGCAGGCCGUGGGUCUGGGGAGAAUGAAGCCCAACAUUCUUGUGGUGGGAUUCAAGAAGAACUGGCAGUCUGCUCACCCGGCCACAGUGGAAGACUACAUCAGCAUCCUACACGAUGCCUUUGAUUUCAACUACGGCAUGUGCAUCAUGAGGAUGCGAGAGGGGCUCAAUGUCUCCGAGGUGAUGCAGGCUCACAUUAAUCCUGUGUUUGAUCCAGCAGAGGACAGCAAGGGAGCCAGCACCGGCGGGGCCAGGCAAUCUGUGUCUGGCACAUUGGACCCCGAGGCUCUGGUGUGGGAGGAGCAGGCCAGCACCAUCUUCCAGUCAGAGCAGGCCAAGAAGACCAUUGACAUCUACUGGCUGUUUGACGAUGGAGGCCUUACGCUCCUCAUCCCCUACCUCCUCCACCGCAAGAAGAGAUGGGCCAAAUGCAAGAUCCGUGUGUUCGUCGGGGGCCAGAUCAACAGACUGGACCAGGAGAGAAAGGCGAUCAUUUCUCUGUUGAGCAAGUUUCGACUGGGAUUCCAUGAAGUUCACAUCCUUCCUGACAUCAAUCAGAAGCCGAAUGCUGAGCACAUUAAGCGGUUUGAGGACAUGAUUGCACCAUUCCGCCUAAAUGAUGGCUUCAAGGACGAGGCCACGGUCGCAGAGAUGAGGCGGGACUGUCCCUGGAAGAUCUCAGAUGAAGAGGUCAAUAAGAACAGAGUCAAGUCCCUUCGGCAGGUGAGGCUGAAUGAGAUUCUGCUGGAUUACUCCCAGGAUGCUGCCCUGGUCGUCAUUCCAGCACCUGAGUAUUCUGCAGGACAGCUAGGCAGCCUGCUGAACCUGUAUGUAUACUUUGUAGCCAGGGCCAACAGCAUAAUUUGUAGGGCCUUGUACAAUAGGAAAAUGUGUGGUGCUGUGCUACAUCAGUAAGACUGUGGCGACGUGGUCCUCCUUUAAAACAAGGCCAGCUCCCUCCCAUUCUCACUUGGAUGUGUGGUGAGAAAGAAAGGAGGAGGAGUGGAAGUGGAACAGCAGAGCACAGUUGGACCAUUGUCCCGAUGGGUGAUGUGGGUAUGCAAGCUCAAGGUCAUGAUUUUCCAUGCGUAUCUGCUUGAAUGGUCCCAUAAAUCUGCAAAGUGUACUCUGUCGUGGAGAGAAACCACACUUGUAAUACUGUGAGCAAUUAGGGUCGCAUGAAGCUUGCAUUUCUCUGGAGAGAAGGUGUUGAAUUUAACACACCAUUGCACUUGGUAUGUGUGCUCAUGUAGAAGGGACCUGAGCCCUGGGAUAGGACUCAUGCCUGGCCAUGUCACCAUCUGACCUGCUCUGCAAAGGCCAGGAUCUAAGGACACUGGUUUCCUACAAAGAGGCCUCUAGGCCGAUAGCCACUGAGAAGACCAUUGGAACCUCCUCCUCCUACCGCUUCACCGGCACAACUCCUGUAUGGUCGCUCAAAUCCGCCCCAGUGUUGCCGAGACCCUCUUUCAAGGGAGUGCCCUUUCAGAAGAUCAAAAUGGCAAAUGGGUUCAAACCAAAGAUGCCCAGUGGCUUUUAGCAGACACACAAGAAAGUAACAGAUGAAACCAGAGGGCAUUCAGCUCACUGGGUACUGCUGACAGGCAGGAGCUCAGCAGCUAGCCUGAGACCUACUGGAGAGGCUUCUGUUCUGUCAGUCUCAUCUUCAAGGCCCAUGAGGAUUCAAAGGCUACUAGUAGCAGUUACUCCACAUUGACAAGAUAGCAGUAGCAUUUUCCCCUGCCAAAUAGCAGAGUUUGGUCACCAUCAGAGUGGGCCAAGCUAUUAGAAACAUGCUCGGAUAUAUGGGGCAAGGUGGCACCUGCCUGAGGUCCCAGCUACUCAAGAGGCUGAGGCAGGAGGAUUGCUUAAGCUCAGGAAUUCAAGCCAGUCUGGCCAAUAUAGUGAGAGCCCCCCACACACACACCUCCCCGCAAAGGGGAAGGAGGAAAGAAAGAAAAGGAAGAAGGGAGGACAGAGGGAGGAAGGAAAAAAGCAGGGAGGAGUAUACUCCCAUGUACUCUCUGUCAGGGUUUAGGAAUUGUGUCUUAGUCCAUUCAGCCUGCUGUAACAAAAUGCCAUAUACUGGUGGGGGUGGGGAGACUUAUAAACAAUGGAAAUGUAUUUAUCACAGUUCUUGAGGCUGGGAAACCCAGGAUCAAAGCACCAACACAUUCAGCAUCUGUUGAGGGCCAGCUUUCUGGUUCAUAGAUGGCGCCUUUCUGCUGUGUCCUCACAUGGUGGAAGGAGCAGGGAGCUCUCUGGAGCCUCUCUUGUAAGAGCACAAAUUCUAUUCAUGUGGGCUCCACCCUCACAACCUAAUCACUUCCCAAAGGCCUCACCUCCUAAAAGCUAAUACCUAAUACCUCCACCCUGCGGGUAUGGAUUUCAACGUUGACUUUUGGGGGACACACCAUACUCAGACCACAGCAGAUGGUUAUGACUGACUUUGGUCCCUCCUAGCCACUUUGCACAUGCAGUAGGUUGUACAGAAUACUCAACGAUUUCUGACACCCCAGUAGCAUAUCUCUUUAGCAGAGGAGUGGAAGAGCACAGAAAGCUGACCACAGAAAGCAGUUGCCAGUCUUUUCCUGGGAUUCAGCAUGUCCCCUGACCCCAGAUGUCACCAGCACCUGUGUGCGUUUUUCCAUAGGGAGAGCUCACUUUAUGCCCCGCUCAGACAGUGACAUCAUUUACACUGCAGUCAGCUGAGCUGAACUUUCACUUGCAGUGCUUUCCUGUGUCACUUAAGGCAUUGAAAAAAAUGUCAAAGUGGUGACAACAGUGCUUUCAGCCAAGGGUGGCCCCUUCUGAGCACAGGCCCUCUGUGGCUGCAUAGUUUGCUGAUUCUGCUGCAACAGUGGUUUCCCAGGGUUCCCUCCCAGUUCAGGGAGAUCAUUUUUUUUUUUGCAAUGAAUGUGUUCUCUGUUUGCUUGAUUUGAGAAGCGUGAUAAGAAAAGGCUGGGUUUAGCCCCCCGCCUCCAGCCAACACCCAGCAGAGAAUGUUCUAGGGUAAGGUUGGUCCCAGAUACAGAUGGGGUCAGAAUGCAAGACAGUGGCUCCAUCCUGUCUGGUGGCCCCAGGCUUCUUGGUUGGGGAGCCUGGCAUAUGUGCCCCUUGGUGUACACUUGUGUGUCAACCACAGCUUCAUAAACUCUGCCUCUCUUCAGAGAAACAGGUUUUUGCUUUGUCUCUAUUAGGUCACUAUGUGUUCUUGGAUAAGUGACCUCACAUCUCUCUGGCCUUGGUUUCCCUAAAGAUCAAAAAAGUCACAUUGAAGUAUUCCCAGGGUUCUCUUUCAUGUUAACAUGUUGUGGUUCUAAGUUUAUUUGCCAUUAAAAUGAGUCCACCUUUCAGGCCAUGAGAUGAAGAAUUUGGUCCUGAGAGGUGACCCCUGCUGGCUCCUCUUCCUUCCUCUCCCCUCUACCCCAGGACUUCAUAGGAAGACUGUGGGAUUAGAUGAUACAAGUAACCAUGUGUCCAGUCACCAUGGAGAAGACAUCUGCAUGCACCCCACCCACCCCACCCCAUCCCACACUGGCAGCCACAGCUGUUUGCCCAAAUGGGCCUUGGCUCUAGGGCCAACUCCAUGGGGAAAUCAGAGCAGCUGCAUUGUGUGUGUUCCUAAUCUCCAUGCUAGAGACACACCUGGUUUCUCUAAAAGUGUGGUCAGGGGUCAGCUUCAUCAGAACCACCAUGUGGAAAACACACAUUCCUUACUUAGUUCCUUCCAGACCAGAGGCCAGGUGGAACACAGAACCCUGCGUUCCCUGGAAAUUCUGAGAACAAAAAGCAUCUCUUGGCCUUGGUGCAUUGACAAAGUCACUGUCUCCCAUUUUGGAGAGCAUGCUAGGGCCAUUUUUUAAAAAGAGCUGGUUUGAGAUUUGAGAUUGUUUACCAAUGUCUACUAAUCAGCAAUUUAUUUGAUUAAUGAUUAAUAUCUUUUUCCCCAACAACCUUUGUUUGAGCUCAGCUAUAACCAGGACAGCUGGUAAACCUGCCUAGUAAACAGCCCAACAACCUUUGACUAAACUAAUAACCUAUUCUGCUGGGACCAGACAUCUCUUUUGUCUAUAAUGACUCCUCCUCAAAGUCCAGUAGUAAUAACCAAAAUAGUGAUAGAUGAUUUUGCAUUUUAUGAAUUUGGCCUUGUAGAUUUUCAAAACUUUAUUUGAAUCACCCUUUGCAGCCCCCUGUUAGGGAUGAGGAAACCCCUUCAAGAGUCGGCUGCUGGCCCAGGACCUCACAGAUGGGAAAUGAGGCUGGGCCUCAGUGCCUGGGUGGGACUGGGUUCUGUUGCACAGUUUUCACCCCUAAUAGAGGUUAGAGCCAUGGCUGCCACUCUUUGUAGCCAGGAGCAACUCCGAACAAGUCCCUUUGUUCUGGGGCAGCUUUAUUUGUAAGGAUUAGUAGCCGAAGGCCGGCACAUCCUGUGCUCAGGAAUGCUAUGUGUCAUUGAUUAGAACUGUGAGUUAAAGGCAGCUGUCCCUUGGACAGGUGGACAGGUUCCCUUGGGUGAGGGAACUACAUGAGGAAGGUUGAAAUGACCACAGGCAUGUUCUCCCCUUGGCCCCGAUCAGGCAGGCACCUGUUCUCUGGUGGCCUUUGAAGUUUGUGAAUUCGGUCCCUGAAAGUAACAUAGUAUUUCCCAGACCUCAGCGUUUUCAGCCUCUGACAUAUCUGUUACAUCUGGAGAGUUUGGGUUUAUCAUUCCCCUGUCUCUUUUUCAUGGAAAGUCACUAAACCCAAUUGAACUAAGAUAACAAUAGCUAUGAAAAGCCUUUGUCCCCACCCACCUUCCCUAAUCCUUGGGACCCUGCUUU
This is a messenger RNA of Heterocephalus glaber (naked mole-rat), 7036 nucleotides long. Lineage: Eukaryota; Metazoa; Chordata; Mammalia; Rodentia; Bathyergidae. The record is from RefSeq and is a predicted model, not a curated record.